GUACAGGGCAUAUUUCUUUUUCACAGCACUGGUUCUUCUUGUCUCUAGUUUAAGGCGUGUAAGCAAGGGCUUCGUCCAGGACUAUACUCGUAACUUUGGAGUAUAUCUUUGCUGACUUAGAUCUGCGAGAUCCGUCCUCUGUUGUUGACGAUAUAAUGGCCCUGCACGCUCAGACUCGGUCGGUCCAGCAGCGCGCGUCCGGACGCGCUUUCUCGCAAUCCUGCCGCCCUCCCAAGCGUGUCACCCUCAGCAAGUGUCGCGCUGCUACUAUGGAGCGGGCUAUUCAAGAAGAGCAGUACAUCUCGCAUACCCCGGUUUCGUUACUGCGUGCGGACAUCGACACUGAGGACACCAUGCGAUCCAAGUUCGAGAAGGUUAUCCGCAAUGCCCAGGACUCUAUUUGCAAGGCAAUCGAGGAGGUUGACGGCAAGAAGUUCCACCAGGACGCUUGGACUCGUGCCGACGGCGGUGGCGGUAUCAGCCGCGUCCUGCAGGAUGGGAACGUGUGGGAGAAGGCUGGCGUCAACGUCUCCGUAGUAUACGGCUCGAUGCCUCCAGAGGCCUACAGGGCUGCAACUGGCAACACCGAGCUGCUGAAGAACAAGGGUGACGUCGGACGUGUGCCCUUCUUCGCCGCCGGUAUCUCGUCGGUGAUGCACCCGCGCAACCCUCACUGCCCCACCAUGCACUUUAACUACCGUUACUUCGAGACGGAAGAGUGGAACGGUAUUCCCGGGCAGUGGUGGUUCGGCGGCGGAACUGAUAUUACUCCCAGCUACAUUGACGAGGAGGACAUGAAGCAUUUCCACGGCACCUACAAGCAGGUUUGCGACCGCCACGAUCCUGCCUACUACGAGAAGUUCAAGAAGUGGUGCGACGAGUACUUCCUGAUCAAGCACCGCGGCGAGCGCCGUGGCUUGGGUGGCAUUUUCUUUGAUGACCUAAACGACAAGGACCCUGAGACCAUCCUGAAGUUCUCAACGGAUGCCGUGAACCACGUCGCUGAGGCUUAUUGCCCAAUCGUCCGCAAGCACAUGAACGACCCCUUCACGCAAGAGGAGAAGACAUGGCAGCAGGCGAAUUUCCCCGCCGUACCGUAUUCUCUUCAGAGCCCUAAUCCCGGAACCUUGCGGCAACCCCUACAGAUCCGUCGCGGCCGGUACGUGGAAUUCAACCUGGUAUACGACCGUGGCACAACCUUUGGUCUCAAGACUGGCGGACGCAUCGAAUCGAUCCUCAUGAGCAUGCCCCUGACGGCUUCGUGGAUGUAUGACCAUCGGCCGGCCCCUGGCAGCCGCGAAGCCGAUCUCCUAGACGCUUGCCGUAACCCCCGCAAUUGGGUGUGAAGGGGGCUGUCCAUUGUGUACCAGCAUGUGGAGUGAUGUGACAUGGGGAAAUUUGAUGUUGGGGAUGAGUGGGGCGUGUAGUACGUCGAGCAAUUCGUGUUGACAGGACUUGUUAUUGUUAUGAAGGUAGGCAUGUGGGCUGUUCGGGUGCAUGCCAGGGGAAUUAAGCGCUAUAAACACAUCGGUGGACCUAAUGCAGCUGUUCCGCAUCAGGCUAUUCUGCACGGGAUCUGGGUGAUGGGUGGACGCGCUUAGCCGAUUUUCCAUUCCAGUGCCAUUGACUUACAUAUGUCGGCUUUAAUUGACCUGCUUGGACUGGUGUGGUGCCUGUGAUUUUACGGACCCGGCGGCUCUUCAGUGCUUUAUGGGACUGUUUUUGCGAACUGGCAAGGUGGGACUUCAGUUUGCUCAAAUCCUGCUCAAACUAGGAAUAAACGAAUCUGCACCGCCACAGUAGUUGAGGCACAAUGCUGCAACCGCGUGCUUUGGGGUGCAGGGUCUGCGCGCAUACAGUUGCGCGUUAAAGAGUGGUAAUCCAUGAAAACUAUUUAUUUCCGUGUGCUUAUGUGGCGAGCAGAAGGCCGCGCUAUUUCUGUAACAAAUACGUG
Messenger RNA from Volvox carteri f. nagariensis, 1954 nucleotides. It is a transcript of the gene cpx1, whose product is annotated as coproporphyrinogen III oxidase chloroplast precursor. NCBI's taxonomy places the organism in Eukaryota, Viridiplantae, Chlorophyta, Chlorophyceae, Chlamydomonadales, Volvocaceae. Gene Ontology annotation, cellular component: chloroplast stroma; cytoplasm. The transcript is spliced from 7 exons. Gene Ontology annotation, molecular function: coproporphyrinogen oxidase activity. The record is from RefSeq and is a predicted model, not a curated record. The coding region runs from base 156 to 1346 and encodes 396 amino acids.